Messenger RNA from Pocillopora meandrina, 21135 nucleotides. The record is from the annotation of a GenBank genome assembly. NCBI's taxonomy places the organism in Eukaryota, Metazoa, Cnidaria, Anthozoa, Scleractinia, Pocilloporidae.
AUGCGUUUGGUCAGAGAGAGUUUUUAUGGCCAAAGAGUGAAUACGAAGUAAGUAUACAGAUCAGACCGCGAUUGGUCAGCUUAUCGUCUUAGAACGCUGUACUGCCAUGCAGGAGGUUGAGGUUUCAAGCCCUGAACUUGAACUAACACUCAGAGUCUUAAAAUAUCUGAGGAGAAUGUGCUGCCUUUGCCGUGACAUUUGGAAAUGGUUAGACAUUCCAGUCUUCUCGGUUAAGGACGUUGUUGUGUUGUGUUUUGGCCCUGUUAUUGUUUAUACAUUUAAAUUAUUCCACAUAAGAAUUUUCUACAUUGAAAGAGGUGGGGCAAUAAGAGAGGAAGAAGAAGUAGAAAGAGAAUUAUAAUGCACGUGAAAAUUGAUAAAAUGACGAAUUUUUAAUGGAGUAUCACAAAUACCCAGGAAUGAAUCAGUCGUAAGUUUUUCGUGAUUCUGAUGGUAGGAGAUUUGGAUUUUGAGUGGCAGCUGCAUUAGCGACCUAAAACAUUUUACCUAAUCUUGGAACAAGCAUUUAAUAUUUUGAGAACGAAAAAUGUUUCCUUUAGCAAGAAGUACUCAGUUUCCCUUUUCUGCUCAACAGGUUUGUCAACAUCCUGACAGACUUUGCAGACGCGGAGAUUUUCCUAAUUGACGGCGACUCCUUGCUGUUAGAAAUUGUUGGUGAGAAAAGCUUGGACUGGAAUAACGGGGGACAGUUUCUGCAUCUAACAUACUUAACGGAGCGAUUUUUGCAAAAGUUCACAGAGAAAGGUUAGUGCAAAGGUAGCUGAACACUUCCAACAGGGCAGUUUUCAUAAGAAUGCACAUAUGGGUUAUCUUCACCUCAAACUCAAACUCCAUUUUGGUUUUUAUAAAAUGAAAGUAGAAUAAGCGCGGCGACUGAGUGAGAUGGUGUUGUUAAUUUUCAAAAAUUACAAUCAUAUGUUAAAGUCACCCUUCGGUUUCCUUUCGUUUUCUUUUUCACUUGCAAGGAAUUACUCGCAAAAUUUGUAGUUGCGUGAAGUUUUCGUCCUAGCGUUGGCAUGUUGUUGUUUCUCAUUGAAGGAGAUUUCUUUGCCUUCCGGAACAAACACAAACAGCCCUGUUAAAGCGCUAAAAGACGUCAUAACUGUUUUCACUAAUGAAGAUUGGAAAUGUACUCCGAUGCCGUAUGUCGUUUUUCAUGAGUUUUACGAGUGGUGUACUGAAUGGCAAAUUGAUAAAUACGAUAAAAGGGAUAACAGGUGACGUGGCCCCCCUUAAUUGGUCGCCCCAAGUUCCGUCGCCCCCAGUGAAGCACCAUCGUCCCCCAAUGAAGUUCCGUCUCUCAGAGGUAUGGUUCCUUUAUUAAACUCAAGUCAAAAGCAAAGGGCGACGAAUCUAUACUUUAGAGCGAUGGUACUUUUAUGGGGGCGACGGAACUUGGGACGAUAGGGCAAGGAGGUGCCAUCACCUACAACUGGUAAAAGGUUCUUUCUCGCUCUUUUAAUCUACUCAAAUUUUUAUCUUAUGAACGGUGGUUUUUUCUCUCAAGGUGGUGUUUUCCACAUCGUCUUUCUUAAAGAAAUGGAAAUUAUGUGGAGAAGUAACCCGUUCUUGCUGCUCGCUCGAGAAGCCCUUAUUCUUCAUCUCCAGUACAACACAGAUUUUAUUGUGAAAACUUCAAUGGUGGAUUUCUGGGGACAGGAGUGGCAUGAUUACGUUAAUGACGAAGUUCCUGCGUUUGUGCUGUUGACAGAUGCUGAAAACAUUCCUUGGAAGCAUGGCAACCUAAAAGAAACAAUGCAAUAUUUUUUCCGGUGUCUCUUGUUUCAUUGUCUUGCACAUGGAUUGAAUUGUGUGUUCAUUUCGGGCAUCCAGAUAACUGCCACCAAAGUGAUGGGAUUUUACAUCAAUUCCUCGGCUAUUCACAAAAACUACUUUACGAAGGUAAAAAUUAUUCUCACCGGAAACUAAAAAAUUAUCAAGAGGCGUAGGAUUAGACUGAUCCACUUUCACGCGAGACUAGUUUUUAAUUUAUUGCAAUUGCUUUGAUUUACCCUUAAAAGCACGAUUGGUCGCGGAAACUCACAUUUCCCAGUUAAACAAGCAGUUGCAAAACUGAAGGAAAACUUGAGAUGGCAACUGUCUUCUCCCCCACACACACGUUUGCUUGUUUCCUGUUCGUUAGGUCCUCAUGAUAUUUUACUCAGUGUGAUUGACCAUUUUGAUUAAUAUGGUUUCAGAUUUAUUAUGCUCAAUUAACGAUAAACCCUUAAGGCAGUUUUUCCCUCUCACUGCCUUCAUUUGAAAUCAGGUGCAACGUGAUUGAAAUAUGAAGAGUUGCUCUUUUCCCACACAAACAUCCCCUUUAUAGAUAAUAAAACUUACAAACGUGUUUUAUUACAUUUAUUGGUUUUUUAGUUUGAACAGCCAAUAAGGAAAACAUGGCAAUUUCUAGUGAGUGGCUGGCAGGAUCAGGCAUAUAAAUCCUCUCCGAGACGGUCGGAGACUUUUCCUCGAGAUGCUCUGGUGGGUGAUAUUCGACACAGUUCAAGCACACCAUUAAGGUUUUAUCUAAAAUAUAUUUAUAACUUAACGGUCUCUGAUGAGAUAUUCAUUUUGGAAAGUCCUCUUGCUGAAUGUUCAAUUGAUCCGAUGCCAAACAACGCAAAAUCAAUUUUCUUGUUUUUCAAAUAAUCAAAUAUUUUAUUCCAAAUUGAACGUUUGGAUCCUCUUUCAAUUUGAAGAAAUUCUGAGAAGCAUUUGUCUCUAAAUGUUAUUUCUCAUUGUGCACACAUGAUUGCAUACAGAUUUGACCAUGACCUGGUAAACGGUGAUCGGAUUUGAACUCGGAAAAAUGAAUUUCACGCAAUUGGGGGGAGGGGGGGAGAGGGGGGCGCUUAUGUAUGUAGAUGUGUGGUUCUUGAUAUUGUCGUUUGCUGGUGAUUAAUCAGUUGGUAUUGAUUUAUUUAUUUUAUUACUUUAACACGUGGACGUACCUCAGAUUGACAUAGAAGCAGAGGUUCGCAAAUCUCUUCAGCCUCCUCCACAAGGUGGCUGUCGGCAGGUUGCCGCAGUCCUUGGGUGUGCGCUGAUCCUUUUUAAAGCUGUCAAAGACUCUAGAAACACCAAGGUACGUACGGAAGGGACACAUUAAGUGCAAUUAAGAAAUUUCUUAAUCACUAUCUAUUCAAAAAUGUUACUCACGGAAUGAUACUAAAGUCUAUCUUUCCACUACGCUUACAGAAAACGAUGAAAAUUGAAGAGGACAGAAUGAAACUUUUCUUGCUUCAUAUUGUGUUACUGAACAAACUGCCAUUGAAGUGUAGAGCUCACUUCAUAGACGAGAACUUGUUGAAUGAAUUCUGCAGAGCAAAGGAUGGUAACGUCUUUCCCUUCAACGAGGUCAGUGAGGUUAAGUAACAAAUUAUCGUGCCGUGGACUCUCUCGCAAUGGACACUGUCCUAAACGGAGAUGUGCAACUUCAACUGCAUCGUUUUCCAGACAACAAUGCAUGAUAUACAUUACAGACUUUUGCAUGAAGCGACUAAACAUGGUUAGCCACCUCUUUUAUGUCCAUAUUUAUAGCUGUAACCGAGCCUCGACGAAUUAGGUAAAUCCUGAAGGUGAAGAUUUUCUAAAGAAUUCGGCAUAAAGGAGGUAGUCUAUCUCUUCCCACAGUGUAUGAGUAAGCAAGGCUUAAUUAUUAAAAUUAUUUUGAAUUUCAUGCCUCCAUUUUCGUUUUAGAAAUGCGUUCAUCUAUUCUGCGGUUUUGGCCUCGAGAGGAUUUAUGUUGAAAGGAACUUUUUUUUCAUUGUUUCGCAUUUUUGUAGAGCAUACAACUUAAAAAAAAAAAUGCCCAGCACUCAAACGCGUGAUGCGUUUAUUAUCUGCUGACAGAUCCAUAGGUGUUUAUGGGAGAUUUUAAAGACAGUACAAGAUGUGCAGGGGGAUGCAAGUAGAGACCAAACAGGCAAUGGCUUUUUUAAGUCUGUAGCAGAUUUAAUGGAUGGGCGUCUGGUCCAUACGCUUUUUUCAGUUGUCUUGCAGCAAAGGUCAAAAGGCGUUGAAGGUGGGUUAUAAAAAUGACAAGCCAAUGAGCGCGUUCAUUGCGCGUGGGAAAUUCCCGAUGAAGAAAUAGAAUUCUUUAGGACUGUUAGGACCAUUAGGACCGUUAGAUUUAUUGUUUUUUUUUCUGUUUUGUUUAGAUAUUUUUCUGUUUUUUCGUUCUUGUUCAUUUUAUUGUUUUUCUACUUACACGUUUGGUGGGAGAGCACACGGGUACAAGUUAGCUACAGCCGUGUUAAUCAUCCCUACAGUUUUCACUGUGCUGAAUACGUGCAAUAGCUUGUAACAAUCCAAAUUUAACUAUACCUGUAGUUAUACCUUCUUCAUAAUUAUUUGUAUUUACUUGUAUUUACUUGUAUUAGAACUCAGUCUACCAGGGGAUGUCAUCACGGAAGUAGAAGAUGCGUGGAAAAAUGUUGUAGAUGUUGUUAACAGGUCAUGCGGUUCCCAUUCCCUUGAGGCCGAGUUUUUUCCCUUUGCCGAGGAUUUGGCAGAUUUUCAUGUGGCAGUUGGUGAGAAAUGUUUCCACCAAAUUCCUAUGUGCGAAUCAAUUUACUAAUUUAUACAUGUCCUUUACUUAAUUUAUCUCUACGUUCUCUAAUUAAAGGGCUUGUUUUUCGUUUCAUUUGGCAUGGAUUGUGAAUUUUCCCUCUUUACUCUUCUUUCGAUUAUGGAAACAUGGUUUAACCUUGUUUACUUCAAUUACUGAAUUAUUUUUUUUUCGCAGUGUUGCACGUAAGAGACAAAAAAGUCUUGAAAAAGUCUUACUAGGACUUUUGAAGUCAAUCUAAACUGAACAGGACAAAACAAGUCAGAUAUUGGAUCAUUCAAAUAAAUAAGUUAAAUAAUACGCCAUUUUGGCUCUUUUCCCACAAAAAGAAGUUAAACAUCCGUUUUUACAGCUGUAGGCGAGAUAGUUUCAAUUAAUUUUUGAAAAUUGAAGCAUUAAUUUCAUAUUUUUGAACCGCCAAAUCAAGGGACGAGAACUGAAAACAUUUAGGGGCUCAUUUUUUUCUACUUCAACAGUUUCGGUUGUACGUUCUGAUGCAAACUCCACCAUGAAACUUAGGCGACUUACUGAGGUGCAAAGUGAUCUUGUGAAUGACUAUGCUGGAGAUAUUCGGACAGAAAUUAACGCCAUGUCAGAGUAAGAUAAUAAAAAGCUAACGCCUUGUCUUUCAUGUGGCUUUAUGCUUGGUUUUUCCUCGUUGGGGGAACUUGUUAAGUCUGCGCGACUCGUCCUUGUCCAUUUGUGUCCGUGUGGCUUACGACUGCAAUUUAACAAAGUUAAACGAGAUGCACAGUUUUCAAAACCGUGAAACAUUUUGUUGUUGUUAUUCAUUGUUUUAGUUUUUCUAUUUGUCAUAUAAAUGAAUACAAUUGGAAUGCUAAUUUAAGCACGGUCAGGCUCGAAAAAUCCGACGACAUCUCGUAACUAAGAGAUUUGUCGUGCUUCAGAAACCUUUCCCCUUUUAAUAUCAACUACGAGUUCAGGAAGUUUCCAAGCAUUCCAAAAGGAUGCAAGACUAACUGAAUUGACGAGUUUCGUCAAGCGAACUCAACAGAAACCCUGAAAACGAUUUGUUAUUUUAUUUUAUUAUGCAGUUUUUUCUCUCUUUUUUUGUAAUAUUAUUUCAUGCCUGGUUUGUUCAUGCUCCGCAGAGAAAUGAGUGAUGACGAAGUACCCAAUGUUGGCCGAGAAUUUGAUGAACGAUAUCACUGGCAUUCUCUUAAGCCUCUUUCUGAUGAUUACGACAGAACAAAGAAAUCUAUUACUGGUAAAUACCCUCAAGCUUAUUAAGAUUGAAAGUUAACCAGCAAAGAACUGUUUUCACAGUAUGAAAUCGCAGCACAUCUUUAAAUUAUAUUGUCAAUACAUCUCUUUUCAGAAAAACCUCCAAAAGAUCGUAGGCAAAAGAAAUGGUAUUUUCAAGAUAAGCAGAAAUAUACUCUCUUUCAAAGAUUCUACGGCGAUUCACUUGUUGGUGGCGCUGAUCAACAAAAAACAAUCGUUGCCCAAAAGUCAGGGUCAAGAAAAAAAAAAGGGGAAAGAGAGGAACCUAAACAGGUUAGUUUUGUCAGGGAGAAUAUUAUAAAAGCCUCUAAAUCUUAAAAAUAAAGUCCUUCAUUAAAAUUUCUUAUACAUUGUUGGGACGUUUGAUUCGAAUAAGAUAUGAGAUAUUUCGGAUGUUUUGCAUGAUUUUUGUGCUCAUUUGUUUGUUUGGGUUUUGUUUUGUUAGUUUGUUUGUUUGAGGGAAAAUGAUAUUCACCCUCACUGGGAAUGUAGAAUAGCCAAUUCAUUGGAUUUAUUUGAAGAGUCUACUCGACAAUCACUUCGAAAUUCCAGUCCGGAAAAAGGUGUUUCCCGAACUUGUCUUAAGAAACACGCUCACUUUCGUUUUUUUUUACAGAGCAAAAAGACUUUGGAAAUGAAAGAGAAAAAUCUUAAAAAUAUCACCGGUAAGUCGUUUAUCUAUAGUUGUGCCCAUAAAAAGGAUCAUGUCCAUGAAAUAUCAUCACUUUUAUGUGUUUCGUAACUGUUUCGCUGUAUUACUUCUAUGUGCCAUAGACAAGGAACCAGUGUAAUAAGAUAACAAGUACGGAGCUGAUCUUUUCUAGUUUACUGAAAUUGCGCCGAUGGAGAAUUACGGAAGAGAAAAAAUUCUGGCCUCCACGGUAAUUAAAUGAAAACUGUGCCUCUGUGCCUCUGUGCCUCUGUGCCUCUGUGCCUCUGUGCCUCUGUGCCUCUGUGCCUCUGUGCCUCUGUGCCUCUGUGCCUCUGUGCCCUGUAUAUCUGAGGUUAAAUAUCCUGGGUAAAAAUACUUGUGCUCUCGCAAGGGAUGCUUGUUUUGUAACCAACAUGAUCAAGACGUUAAUUUCAAUAAAAAAAAGGAUUGAAAUUUAUUUCACAUUUUUUUUUUAACAGAGCAAAGGGAAUCGGUAAAUCAAGAAAAAUGGGAUAACAUUUUGAGAAAAAUCGAAACGAAUCUGAGGGGAGAUGACUUCAGUAAUGUUCUUGAAUUGGUUGAUAAUUAUCUGUUAGACUGCAAAUCUCCGGAAAUUCGUCUUCACGCGCUCAUGACAAAAGUGGACUGUUGCUUUGAAGCCUGGAAACAGACAAGUAAGUCUAAGUAAAACGUAGUGUUUUCACAAGACAUUACGGUAGGUAAAUUAGGGAGGGGCCUUGUGCAUGUUGGUGUUCCAAGUCAGUUUUCUGGGAUCGGAACUCUUCUUUUCGAGUAAAUCCCAACAAUUCUUUUAAUAAAUUUACCUGCGACUUAAAACGCGAUUGAAAAUGCUCUGUUGAGAGAACAUGGACGGGAUUCAAAAGUAACAAAUCUAAGGGUGCGUUUGCGCGACAAGGAUAAUAAAGUUACACUGCAAUUUAACAAAUUACCAUUUUUCUUUUCUAGGAGAUGCUGACCCAGAAUCUAAUGAUUUGAAAUAUCCUGUACUUUUGAUGGAAAGUGUCCAUAAAAUUUCUCAAGACUUCCCAAGUGUUCUGAAUGAUGAAGACAGAAAGAAACUUGCUGGAAUUAUGCAAAAGUUGGGAUUUUACGACCUUGUUCCUUUGUUUUAUGAGAUGCCAUUAGAUCACGAGAGAAAGGUAAACAAAUACCAUUCCACAUCAACUAUUCCAAGUUUACAAGUUGCUCAAAAUAAUGUGGUCUUAAUUAACAGUCUUACUCUCAUUAUAUUUCAAACGACUCUUUGGACCUUGUUUUAUGUAACAAAUCACGAUUCUCAUCGACACCACUAUACACUAUAUAUCGUGCAAAGUUACAAUUAUACACAAUAAAAGUUACUAGUGAAGAAAUGAUCAUCGGAGGUGAACUGCAAUAAAGUAAAUUACAGGAAAGAAGCCUAUAGCGGGACAUGUGACAUGUGAAUGAACUUGUUUGGGAAUAUCAAAAAAAAUUUGCUUACAUAGUUCUUAACUCUUUAUAAUAAUGUUAAUAAUAUCUUCUAAAGAUAUCCUUUUGUCCAAAGAUAUUGUUAAAGAAAAUAGUAAUGAGGACUGAUGAAGUAAGGAUGAUGAAUACCUCAGAAUUAUAAGUCAGAAAUGUAUUUUGAUCCUAGACUGAACGGCUUUUUGUUCACACCACAAGCACCAGAUUCCAACUUGAAUACAUGGGGCAUUUGCUGAAACGGGAAGUGAGAACCGAUCCGGACCCUCGGGUUAAACAUUUUAUUCCGGAUACAUGGCAGGUAUAUAUUUAUAGACAUAUUUACCAUGCGUAAUGGACGAUAUGCUCAUGCUUGAAACAUUAAUAAUAGUUGUAAAAGUCAUGGUAAGUUCCCUUCCGAGGCCGUUUGUUGGUAUCAUUUUGCGCAAAGUUAGGAAAUUUUCUAGUUUAAUGCCGGAGUGUCUUUUGUUCAUUUCGAAGCGCGAACUUCUCGAUGCUGUCGAUAACAAUGAAUCAGCUGUGAUAGUAGCACCAACUUCUUCAGGAAAGACUUACGCCUCCUACUACUGCAUGGAGAAAAUUCUGAGGCAAGACAAUGAUAGUGUAGUGGUUUAUGUCGCACCGACAAAGGUAAAGUGGCAUUCUUUGGCAUUUCCUUUCUGUAAGUAAACAAUCCCGGCCUAGUUAUGUAUCGUGGCGGGGUUCAACGAAAAGUGUGCUCUAAACACCAUGUAAUUAAACAUAUAGAAAUGUUUUACUCACCAAAUUUCGAGAAUUCAAAAAAUAUACAAUUGAAUGACCUUACCUUUUAAAAUUGUCUCUAAAUGGGCCUAAAACUCGACCGUGGGCUAAAAACAGCUUAAUAAUUUGGCCACUUACGCAAAACAGUACCACGCCUUUCACCAAUAUAUACUGUAUGGUUGUCGCUGAAAAAAUUUUUUGAGUUAAGAUUACAUAUUGGUGGAGCUCUCAAAUUUACAAAGAGAGAGCCAAUAGGUGGAUUGAAGGAAAGCAGCCAGGUUGGUAAGCAAGAUUCAGAAUGUGGCCUCCGUGGUUUAGCACAUUUAAAUGCAAGAUGACGAGGUGAGGCAACUCAUUGAAGUUUCAUAACGCGAUCAGCGGCAUAAUUUCUUUAUGUAUUUUAUUUGUGGAGGGAAACUUUACACGUUUCCUGGUGCAUUUUUUUCCUUUAAAUUCUCAAUGGCUGAAGAGUCCACUUCAUCUGAACGUGCUUCAAAGCCCAAAUACUCACCUAAACCUCAGCCAAAAUUUGUCUGGGUCGUUGAGGUUGAAUAACAUCCACCAGUAUGUGUUGUAGAGAAGCUAUCCUUAUUUAGUUCUGAUCACUGUCAACGAAGCCAACAUUUUGAUACCUACUGUUUCAUUUUUAUUCAUUUCUCGGCUUGAUCAAAUUUUGGAUAGCCGUGUAAGAGUCAACGAGAUCCCAUUUCAGUUUUGAACCCAUGUAGAAUAAUUUUAAAGAAACAGCAAGACAACCUUGUUGUCUUAUUUUAUUUAUUGUAUCAUUAGGAUUACUAAUCAGUUCUUACUGUCCCUUAAGGCUUUGGUCAAUCAAGUCGUUGCUACAAUUUAUGCGCGGUUUACAAAAAAGAUGCCUGGUGGGAGAUCAGUGUUCGGUGUUUUUACGAGGGACUAUCGUCGCGACACACUAAAUUCUCAGGUAACUCGAAAUUAAUUUGAAAAUCGGUAGGCUUAGUAACUUUCGUUUUCCCCCGGAUCAACUCAUCUUUUCUGCAAAAGUAUGAGAAAAUGCCUUAGAUCUCACUGGCUUAGAAACUUACAAUUGUUGGGUAAAUACUUUUAAAAUUUAAUCCUAAUACAGAAUGAGAUUUCAAAAGUACCUUACUGUUUGCCAAUUUACCUACAGAUUCUUGUUACAGUCCCCCAGUGUUUGGAGAUCCUCUUUCUCUCUCCGCGCCGACAGGAUUGGAUUAGGAACGUAAAAUACGUUAUUUUUGAUGAGGUAAAAGAGCAUCAUAUCCUUUUUUUGCCACGUCAACAAGUGAAUAUUUGUUGAACAUGCAGUUUCGCUGAGUUUCUUUGUUCAAUUAAGUAGAUGAGUUUAUUGAAAAAGCUAUUCAAGGCUACUUCUUACAUGUCUGUUUCCUUUGUACUUCGUGUUUAAAUUGAGUACUGUUUCAUUAUGAGCUGUAGUUUCAUUAACUAAGUUAUGGAACAAUUUGCCCUCUCAAGUAUAUCUCUCAAGGGAUGGAAAUGACUUUAAUAGUAAAUUGUAAGACUGCAGCUCUUAGAACGUGUCUUAUAGUCUUCUCGUCAUGUUUUUAGCUAUCUUAUGGUUUUUUUAGUUUAGGAUUAAGCUUUUUUUAUAUUUUACGCAUUUAUUGCUAGUUGUCGUAUGUUGACUAAGUUGUUUUAAGAUGGUGUGAUAUUAUAUGUUAGCUCUAAUAUGUAUAGAUCUUAUUUAUACACGUUCUUAUUUUGAACGAAUUGUUAGCUCCUCGACGAAACGUGUUAAAAUAAAUAAUUGAUUGAUUAAUUGAUAUUAAAUUAUCUAUUUUUACCCUUAUCCGCAAGUGUAGAAUUUAAGGGAAAUAAUUCAGACUGAAGUAAAUUCUAUGACGCUCUACAUAGGUUCACUGUAUUGGUUCAGAAACUGGAGCUGAAGUGUGGGAGCAUCUUCUUCUUAUGAUUCGCUGUCCCUUCCUGGCGCUAUCAGCAACCAUUGGAAAUCCAGAGGAUCUAAGACUGUAAGAAUUGAAGAGAUAUCAGUUUUUCUCCUGAAGGCUUCUAUUGAACUACUGGAAGUAUCAUAUUUGCUAAGACUUUCUUUUUGAUAACAGAGAUUAAAAGUAUUCAUUUCCUUACGUACAGCUGGCUGCAAGCCGCCCAAGACUUUCAUGAAGAGCAGGACAAGAAAAACAAUGAAAAUCUGAGGGAGUCAUAUCGGGUCAGAUUAGGUGGGGAAAAAUAUUUUGUAAGGCUUAUCCUCGAGUGUCUUUUUACCUAUUUUUUUACCUAUUUUAAACUCAAAGCCAUUUCUAUUACUUUUUUUCGUGAGAUGUUUGUGACACGACGGUUCGCGAAGGUAUACUACUUCCUGUUAAGCAUAAAGUCGAUAAUUUUAUUUCUUUUAUAGUGACACACCAUAUCAGUUUUUUACUGAGGAACUUAUCUCUACUUAUUCCUAAUUUUUCAUUGAUUUCUUCUGAUUCCUUGCUUAUUUUUAAGUUCAAUUUGAAGAAAGAUACUCCGAUCUGGAGAAGAGCAUUUUCCUUCCAAGUCCUAAUAACGAAGGACAACAUGUUAACAACGACAGCGAGGAGUUCGUGGGACUUCAUCCAUGUGCCCAGCUAGGAUACAAACAGGUCAGGCGUUUGAUUCCUCUUUAGUACAUUCAAGAUUUGUAAGCUUUAGAAAAUCUUUACAGUGGCCAAUUUACAUUAUCACCUUAGCUGAUAAAACCAAAUUAUCUUGUUUUACUACCACUGACGCAGCACCACGGUUUCUGUAGAAGGUUACCCCCCUUUAUUCAAUAUUUUAACAGUUUAAUUUUAGUGACAUAAGACAAAAACCAAAGUGAACCAUAAGGUUGCAUUUCACCGAUGAAAAUAAUCGCGAUUACAUUGAUUUUCCUUCAGUCUACAGGUGGAAACUGCAUUAUUACACGUGUAAUAUUUUAUUCUUUUGUUUAUAAUAAUGCUUAUUAAAUAAUUUAAGUAAUGUGUUCUUUCUUUUGACAUCCGUUUAUUCGUUUGCCUUCAAUCUAGAUUCAAUUCCCAUAACAGUGUAUGGUUUUCUUCUUUGGAAUCGGGUUAUCCGUUUUAGUUCAUAUGCUAAGAUGAAUAUACUUACGGAGGACUAUACACGGGGAAAACUAUACACGGGAAGGACACACCCAUAAAUGAUGUCACCACCGACAUGUCGCUCAAAAAAAAAAUUCUAUGCUGCGAUGCAUCUGUACAGCCAUAGAUCACAGUAGACGUCAAAAUGUGGUAAGAGCAAAUUCGGCUGCACCUCGUCUGCCACUUUUUUGUUCUUGCCACAUUUUAACGUCAUCUGUGAUCCAUGAUUGAACAGACGCAUGGCAACAUGAAAUCUAUUUGUCAAGUUCAAAGGGUUUAGACGAAAAUCUAGGCGUUGUAAGUGUCGAGUUCUAUCUUGAUUCGUGUUUUGUCGGCAAAAUCCAUGGAUUUGUAACCCAAACGCUACCCUCCCUCUAAUUCGAGGUACUUACUUAAGAGUCUCACGAGCUAUUUUUCUUACACAAACAGCUUCUAGAAAAUGGUUUUCCAGGUGAUAUGGCACUUACACCAAAAGAGUCUCUGCAGUUGUAUGACACUAUGGUUAGUGUGUGGCCAGAUUGUGAAUCACUUCAGGUGAGUGCACUGGUCAUCACUAUUUCAAUCUUGUAAAUGCCGGUCGAGAGACAAUGGUUAAUGUGAGUAAAAUUUCUCUCGGCAGCAUCUUUGUCCUGAGACAUAUUUCAUGGAAAAUAAAUUGAUCCAAAAGCGUCAUGCUCGGCAAUACGAGAGUGACCUGAAGAGGGAGUUCAAGUCUUGGGCAGACAGCACAGAGUUGACAAAGGUAAAAACGUAGGGGUCGUGGGGUUCAUAUCCUGUACAUGGCUGCAUUUUUCAGGCUUUAUUUUCAGUACUGUUUGAUUAGUUUUCAUAACUGCACUGAUGUCUCUCAUUUUCAAUUAUUAAUCCGCAGUUUUAAAUAUAUCUUAUUCAUUGAGUGACAGUCGUUUUUUAUUUGUUUUGCAUUGUAUAACCAUGCUCAAAAACAAAUGGAAAAAAACAAUUUUUAACAAGCAAUAAAAACGAAACACGCACUUUGUAAGAUACAGGCUCUAGUUGUAUUGUGUAUUGAAUAGGAUCAUUGUUUUUGUUUUCUUAGGUUCAGUCAGUUAUUGAUUCUUUAAACUCAGUUUUUUUGGAAACUCAUUCGUCAACGGAAGAACGAUGGGGUGAACAGAGUAUGACUUCGUAUGGUAAAACAUUCAUAAAGAAAACUUUUGAAAAACUUAUCAACGAGCUCAAAGCCCAAGAGAAACUGCCUGCCUUGGUAUUUAGGUAAAUGAGAAUUGUUAAGAGUCAACUUUAAUGAACAACACUAGAUCUUACUUAACCCUCUAACUCCCAUGAGUGACCGAGAGAGAAUUUCUCCUUACAGUAUCAAUACAAUAUCAAGAAGACAAGUGAUGAGAAUAAAGAAACAUAUCGAUGACGGGACUCUUAGUUGAUCUAAUACCAACUUCUCUAAGCUAACAUUAUAAGAAUUGUAUGGCAGAUAAUAAGGAGAAUUACCUUGGGAGUGAAGGGUUAAUCAGUAAGCACGGGAAGGUUAGCACAAUGUAACGUUACACACUAAUGUGCGGUGAGAAAGACACAACUAAUUUCAAAGGUUUACUACAUUUGAAAGGUAGUAAACCGAUAAGUUGUUCACGAGGCCAUUUCAUAAAUAUUUAACCAGAGAUAUUAUCAUUUUCUUUUAAUUUGGAAAAGCCAGCGCACCCCUUCUCUUUGUUCAAAAAGGAGAAAAGCUUCCGGUAGAUUUGUUAGUUUAUCAGGACUACGCAUAUGGAACGCGUUAAAUGAAUGACGAAAGCCUGAAUUUUCCAGCAAUUUUUGCGACAAGUCCAUAAUUAUUCAUCGUGGUAAAGCACACUGAUCAUGAAAUAUUGAUGUCUGCCCACGAUGUAAUAAUUUCUGAUGUGGAUCGUAACUGUAUGUUACAUUUAACUGUUGGUCUUUGUCAAGCGUAAAGGUCAACUUGAUGAGCAUCAGCUUUUCAAACACUGACCAUCGCUGUGAUAAUUUGGCUUUCAACCGCUACUUUGGAGGCUCUCCUGUUGUUGUGUUUUUCGUUAUUUUGUUUUGCGGGGCUUCCAUCUAUCUUGGAUAACAUUUCAUUAACUCUUUAAACCCUAAGAGUGACCAGCAUCUAAUUUCUCCCUACAAUAUUACUCCUGAAUCACGCACUAAGGUCAUAAGAGUAAAGGAAAUGGUCGCUAGGGAAGGAACCCUUUGAUUGGCAAACAAAUUCUCCUUGUCAGCAACUUAGGAAAUGUUUAAAGAACAGUGUGGAGAAUUGGCGUACUGAUGUUACGUUGUAAAGGGUUAAUAAGCGAAUAUUCGUUCACUUUAAUGCCCCGACAGUAAGUGGAAAAAGAAGAAAAUCCAAGUGUCAAUGUUAAGAUAUGUAUAAUUCUUCUUCAUAGCGAUGAUCGUAGACUCUGCGAAGUUUUGGCCCUCGGUUAUGCUCAGAAACUAGAAAACAAGGAACUAGUUAUGCGAAGAGAGGCCGACACAAAAGAAUCAAGACUUGCACAGAAAAGACAAGAAAAAGCUGAAAAAAAGUUGCACAGAAAAAGAGAUGAAAUACAGAAAGAAGAAGAGAAAAGGUUCAGUGAUUCGGUCUGCCUUGACCGAUUUAUAGUCAUGAAACUACAGUUGUGUGGAACUUUUGUGACCUGCCUUUUUCCUUUUAGUACAUUUAUUGUUCAAUCUUUUAUUUGGACGGUUUUCCGAAGUAUUUUUUUAAGUUUUAGGGUGUUCUUCUAUAGCAGAGCUUGAGUUGUUGUAUAUUAACUUCUUACUAACCGAGUGUGAAGGUCGGACGGAGGAAUAUUGGCCCGAAGGCGUGACAAUACGUACAAAAACGACUGAGGGUCUUGUUUUUGUUGUUGCUGUUUCUUUUGCUUGUUUCCUAUUGCUUUUACAUGGUAUAACUGCUCUCCAAACAGAUUAAAAAGCCAACCGGAUGAGCGAGAUGAGAGUGUUUCUAUUUCAGCCGUGGAUAAAAUUCUACUCAAGUGCUCAUUGGCAUUUACAUUCGGGAUUGGAAGAAAGGUAGGAAGCAAAGGAAUGUUGUUUCGAUAACAAAACCGGUGUUUUGUGACUUUCUUUUUUUUGCCCAGAGGAUCUAUUUUUGAGUUUACUUCUUUAAAUUGCAAACCAGAAUGCUGUUUUUUCGGAACAAUGGAACAACUCCAUGUCGUGAUUAUGAAAUGCUAGCGGUAGUCAAACAAAGAUGUCCUCUUGCAGGAGCUAAAUGCCACUGAACACAUUUGAAAAAAGCAAUUAUUUGUGACGCACCUAUCAAAAGAGGCAUUAUGAAGACAAUUAGACAAUUUAAUUGAUAAAAUUCAUUUGUAGGAUUACGAAAAGAUAACAAAGAGAAUCUCGUACAUCCCUGACAAAUCAUUAUUUAAGCGGGCUCUAAAACGAGGAAUCAGCUUUCAUCAUAGUGGAUGUAAUGCGAAAAAGCGCUCCGUGGUGGAAAUGUUGUUCAGAGGCAAAUACCUUCAGGUAAGAUUCCAUUAGUUGUAUGUAAACUGUUAAAAAGUCACAUAUUUAGGUGUACUCGCGAAAGCGUUUUGAUUUGGAAUAUUUCGACGUAGAGUAUGAUUCUAAAUGAAGAUUUACACCUUAAGGCUGAGUGUAAACGAUGAUCCUUAUUGAAGGGUGUCUCCCUCGUAUCCACUCAUGGUAUCAUCCUCAGAAUUUGAUUAGGCUUUUCGGUAGAAAAUGUAUAUUCAAGCAAACCUUUGAGAACCAAUCAUGCGAUUGGGCACACAGUUUGAGAUCUAGUAAAUCGCAUUACAGUAUUUACUUACCUUUUUAGGUGGUUAAUUCAACUGCAACGUUGGCUCUUGGUAUUCACAUGCCUUGUAAGACAGUCGUGUUUGCCGGAGACUCGCACUACUUAAAUUCACUGCAGUACCGGCAGGUAAUUGAGUGGGACAUAUCUAACUUAACUCAUGGUCAGUUCUCGCUGUUCGAAAUUUCUCUAGUUCGGCGUUUCCGUGAUUGUUAGCGAUUUUUUAAAUUGUUCUUUCGAUGUAUUUCUUUCAAUCCCUGCAUAGCAAAACGCAGGGGUUUCUAUGAAAGUCGAUUACCGGCGGUCUACUGCCGCCUAUAAAACCUUUCACCGCCGUCUGUUUAGUCUGCGAGUAGGCUCUCGUGUUCAUCACAGCCAUCGAGAGUCGUUUAAGGGAAACGUUUUUGAAACCUCUGCAUAACGAGGUUCCCUUAACGCAUGCGGUGAAUAGGCUUCACAGCGUCCAAUACACAUGUAUAUAUCGAAUGCUUGAAGGAUAAUUUUUGACACGUGCCACUGAACAAUCUUUUCCGUGAUAGCUGUAAUACUAUUGCUAAUACCACGAGUGUGAACCCAGGGCUUUAUUUGUCAUUUUCAGAUGUCUGGCAGGGCGGGUCGGAGAGGUUUUGAUCCCGUGGGAAAAGUCAUUUUCUUUGGAAUUCCUUACCGUAAAAUCCAACGCCUCAUGACUGCAAAUAUCCCGAAGCUUGUCGGCAACUACCCCAUCACUGUCUCACUGGUUCUGCGGCUGCUUCUGAUGACGACCCAAGCAGAUGACAAGAAAGAUGCUCUCACUAAGGUUUCGAAGGACUCUUUUGAAUGAAUUUUUAAUGGUUUCCUUUUUCCUUAAUAGACAUUAUGAUAAAAUAAGAUAAGUUACCUUCAGGCAGUAAGUGUGCCCUUUGCACUCGACUCACGCUUGAUUAGAAAGCCUAUUUUUGCCGAUAUAGCUAAACUAUGAAAAAAUAAGUUUCUGCUGCGUCAUUGUUCUGCGCAGGAGAUACUCUCAACCUAAUUGAAUACAAAUACUUCAUAAUCAGAUUAAGACAAGAGAAUUAACAAUCACGACUUUUACAUGUGUUUACAAUGUUGAGCGUAUUAGAUGUACUCGCACAUCCUUUUUUUAUUAGGCCCUAGCAUUGCUGUCUCAUCCUUUUAUUUGCCAAAAGUACCCGCAAAUGGAAACCCAGAUCAAGCUACAUUUCCUCUUCAGCGUUCAACUUUUAACUAGAUUGGUGAGUAGUACGACCAAAGGUUUUCUAUAUCUCUAGUUGAUACAUGAGUCAUUGAAAACGUUUUGCCUUCACAGUAUUAUCCUUUCUGUAUAUUUGGUGAGGUGUGGUCUCUCACAGGAGUAGGGAGAGGAUUGCCUGGGCUUUAGUAAGCUUAGCACACCAUAAUUUGAUCUCGUUACGUGACAAAUCAACAUCUAGUAAAUGGAAUUUCAAAGCCAGGCGAAAGCUUGCACGAAGGGAUUUAUAACCAAAGUCUUUAAUCACUCGUUCGUUUCCAGUCUCUUAUAAACAAAGAAACCGGAGCUCCACAGGAAAUGGCCGGACUGGCGACCCAUCUUCACUACCAUGAACCCUCCAAUUAUGCCCUCAUCAGUUUUCUACAAUGUGGUCUCUUCCACGAGCUAUGUCAGCCAGGGACAAACGGUAAGCCCGCAGCUCCUUUCAAACUGAACGACUGAUUAGCAAGGUGACACUUUUUUAAAGCUUUUUGGAAGGAUCACACUUUUCAGACGCUAAGAGAAAACGAUUCCUUAGCAAAUGAUUUUAUGUAAAAUCAUAAAAGAAGGGGAAAAUUUCUCCAACUAGAGAGAAAUCGAGUUGUCCUGCCUGGUCGUUUUUUAAUCCAAACUGUGGUCUUUGUUCGCCCUUGCUGCUUACCUUUCACCAUUACAGUUCCUCUCUGAACUUAACAAUUGUGCAUAUAUCAAUUUUUAUUGGCAAAUGUUGUAUACACCUUAUAACAAGAAGUGGCCUCUAACAACACAUAUAAUGAGAUGCUUUGUCACCUGCCUCUGGGUUAUCGCGAUGGGGUAACAAAGGAGGCCCGGGAAACAUAUUAGGAAGUAAGGUCGCUUGGCUUUAAGGGACCUCUUUACAUUGGUUGAUAAGUCUACUCUCGAUUGGCCCACAAGGCGCCACACUUUACUUCGGAUUUGUUUGUAUAGGGUGCAUAGGACGAUUACUAAUCCUCCCUAGGUGGAAUGUCUAUCCACUAAAGAUAAUUCGCAGCUUCCCUGACAGCUCUACGCUAAUCAGAUAUACUUCCGGGGGGGAGAGAGGUAUUGUGAGGAUAAAGUGUCUUGUCCAAGAACUCAACACUAUGACCCAACCAGGUGUCGAACCCACACCUCUUUACCCAAAGUCUAGUGCGUUCACCGUCAGUCCACUGCGCCUCUGAUUUAAUCUGGAGGGUCUUUUUUAACUAUACUGUUAACGCCGGCGUAUUUCUCUUUGGCAAACUUUGCAUCCAUACUUCGCGUUAAUUAUGCUUUUUUUUACUGUGACAGGUAAAUUUUCUGAAGAUGUUAUGAGGAAAAUGGUGCUUGUUCUGAGCCACUUAUUUGGAAGAACUUAUGUUCAUCCCUCGAUCAUGCUAAGGACACCAUCCUCUUCAAAAGUAAGCAUACCCUUCCCUUGGAUGAUCUACUGGUCUAUUCUUAAAAUUGAUUUGUUGUAAAGCGCGAAUUGAGGAGGGGUUCAUCUUGAAAACGAAUUUAGUUUCGGUGCGUUAUUUUGUACUUACCCACGUUCUCAAAAAAGUGCUCUAAACAGCGCUUCUUUAAAAGUUUCAUUUAAAGUCUUUGGAGGUGGUCGUGAACUUUGUGAAGGAUAUACAAUGCACUGGAAAAAAAACUGAAACCAGCUUUACCAAAACGAAUGAAUUUCUCUCUCGCACGUCAAAAUAGCUUUUAUAACGCGUGACUGCUAAGCGUCUUGAGUGUACAAAUCAUGAAAACGUUUGGAUUUUGGACUAAAUGCAGGUCAUUUUGGAGGAUCUCCCGGAUGAAUUUGUCAAGGCAGUCAAAAGCUACAACCGUCAAGUCACCGAUGUGUUUAGUCAGUACCUUGCCACAGUGGCUCAGUGGCUGGAAAAAGACAGAGGAGAGGAUAACAAACUCCCUUUAUCAGGAAUAGGUGAGAAUUAUUUGAUGUGCAUUCUUGUUUGCAUGAUUUUGAUACUUGCUUGCACAGUAAAUUGAAAUAUAUAUUCUGAGAAAAUGUCACUUUGAUAAAGGGAUUCCAUGUUGCCGUGAGUCUGUUCAUCUGUUCAGUAAUAAAUUACAGAUGAGAUCGAAGUUUGGUUAGAGCAAAAAUGUGGCACAAGAAGCGCAGUCCAUCGAGAGUCACUGAUGUCCUGACCACGUUGUGAUCUCAUCUAUGAUCUUUCACUCGACAGAAGUACGGAGACUUGGAAUCUGUAGCGUUUCUUUCGUAUCAUGAAUAAAAAAAAGCGAGUAGUGAUUUGAUCAGUACGUCUGUCCUCCUAUAGAUCAAUGAGAACAACUCAAAACGCCUGUAUUAUUCAGCUUAUUUAUAUUUGAAUCAAAACAUGUAUUGAUCGCUGAAUACAUUCGAACUAUUUCUGUCGCAGAAUUUCCGAAAAAAGCCAGCAUUGAUGACAUUGACGAGAACGAUAUGAUCAAAGUCCUUGCGAACUCUUCUAUACAGUAUUCGGCUUGUUCCUCGUUCGCUGCGCUAUCAGGAAAUACAGAAUUCCAAUUACAUCCUUCAAGCCAAAGAACGAAUGGCCAAAGUGAAGAUGAGGUUAACAGUGAUGAGGAUGAAUGCGAUGAAGAGCCACUUAAAUAUCUGCUCACGGUGAAAAAUGAUCCUUUCUUUAGCUAGUCUUUAGUCUCUCUUGGGGCUCUUUCUAAGCACAGUAUCAGGACAAAAUGUCUCCACAAUCUUUAAAAUACCCCUUUCACACAAGCAAAACGUGUUUAGUUGAACCGGGUUUAAUUGAAUGAAAAUUAGAUACAGAGAAAUGAAAAGCUGAAUUUUCCAUAGCUAGGUUUCAAGUAGUCACUAACUUGUAUUUUCAACGUCCCAAACUUGAAGUAGAACACUGGUUUUAGCAGCUUCUAUAACGAAAACAAUUUAAAACCGUGUUUGAAACAAAAAAUAGUUUUAAAACAUGUUUAAGCAUUAAUGUGAAAGCAGUAUUAGGUUUAUUGGUAACACUCUGCCUUGAAAGGAAUCAUUUAUGGUAUUUAAAACGAUUCGCCAGGCCCCAAUUUUGUCGUUCGCUUUUUCAAGAGCUAAAAAAAAUCUUUGAUCCUCUCUAAUUUUUGAUUUACAACGUAAUUAAAUGACCCUCUAUAUUUUUUUUGUGUUGUUUAGAUCAUUCGUCAAGGUGUCUACACUGAUAUGAAUCUUGUACCCAUUCUCCCAGUCAAGAAUACCCUGCCCCUGAAUGCUUAUGCUUUGGACUUUUUCAAGCAUGGAUCCUCCACAGUCAUUGCGAAAGAAAACGGGUAAGAGAAUAACAAAGUUUUUUUUACCCAAUGUGCUGGGUAAACAUGCUGUAAAUAAGCAUCAGUCUUCCUCCAUUUGAACCGUUCUUUUCCUUUUAGUUAAUCUUAUUUUUAAAUUUCCUCACGUGAAAUUGUUAGAUUACAAAAAAUUGUCAAUUUUGUUUAAGGUACUCUCCUCUUGCUAGGUAGUUUUUUCAUUCCCAGAUCUCUUUGAAUCUUGUAAAACAUUGGCUUUGAGUUUGACCAUGUGCACUGAUUUCACAGAAUGCAAGCUGGCGAUGUCUUCGAUGCUCUCAAGGAGUUUUACCUGACUAUCAAGUCAAUCAGGUAAUUCUUGUUAAUUUUUAGAGAAGACGCUGGGUUCAAAAAGGUGACUGUAUUGUGAUGGAACACUGUCCAGGGUAUUAAACAAAUGCGGAUCUAUAUAAGGUUUCCUCAUUAUAGCUUGUGCAUACAUCUAUUGCACAUUAAAAAGUGGCUAAAACAUAGCUUUGUUGACGUUGCCAUGUCAGCCAUCAGAGCUUUAGUUUUUUCCCUUUUUUAGUCCAGGAAUUACACACUGCAGAUUUAUUUCCAAGUAUGAUUUUAAAUUUCAGCACUUAUUGUGGAAUGUAAACUAAUUUUCCUUUACCACAAAGCCUCGCAAUUUGAAAGAAAGUGUAGCUUUUUUACCAUUAGUAAUGUACACAGUUCAGUGACACUUCACAAUUACUGUUGUUUGAUAAAGUUACCAGGAAAAUGACAUGUUUAUAUUUUCUUUUUUGCAGUUGUUCACUGGAAGAGCUCAGUGUCUAUCCUGAAACUGACAAUGUAGUUUUGGCUUUUAAACAGCUGGCACAGGAGUACGGGGAGAAAUUCAAAGAGGCGUUUGACCAUGAGGCAUAGGAAGUUGCGAAUUCUCGUGUUCAACUCGACAUCUGACUCGUUUCGCUGCGCUCACUAGUGAGCUAUUGAGUUAAACACUCGAAGAGAAAUUCCUUAUCUACGCGCGCCCAUGUAUUAUUCUCUAUUUGUUUAUGACUUAUUUCUUCGGGAAAAUCCACAAUGUUUUAGAUCACCAACUUCCGGUUAUUCUGUGAAUGCUACGCAAUGGCAAGGACAACAGAU